GUUUGGCCUUGAAUUCUCUGGUUGAGCGCCAUCUAUUAAACGAAACUUGCCAAUGAUACGGGCGCGCACGUGGGAUAAGUUCUUGUUUACAUUUUGAUUUGCUACUUGGUACAUGCACUGCACUGGUGGAUACUGCUUAAAUUGAUCUCUUCAAAAUCUAUUAAAACACCCGAAACAACGAGUGGCAACCAUUUCGACACAUACAACUCAGGGAAAAGCAAACUGAUUUCUGAAUCAAACUCAACCUUGAGACCAUAACUACGAAUAAACAUGGGUGAUCGUCAACUGAAGAUCUAUUUCUGUGGUAGUAUCCGUGGAGGCAGACAGGAUGCAGAGCUCUACGCUAGGAUCAUCAAGCAGCUGGAAGCGUAUGGGAAAGUCCUCACAGAACAUGUUGGCCACAAAGAUUGCACAACAUUUCCAACAGGAGCAAAAACUGAUGUGGAGAUCUAUGACCAAGAUAUGGCAUGGUUGGAAGAUUCUGAUGCUGUUGUAGCCGAGGUAACCCAAGUAUCAAUGGGUGUUGGCUUUGAGCUAGGAAGAGCUGUUGCAUGGAACAAGAGGGUGCUUUGCUUAUUCAGACCAGGAGAAGACAGACGUUUGUCAGCAAUGGUGCGUGGUGCUGAUGAUGGAAAGAACUUUUUAGUGAAAGAUUACAAGGAAGAAGAUGUACCAGGAUUACUCAAAGAAUUCUUUGGUUAUUGAUUGAUAGCUGGACUGAAGUGAGUUGAAUGUCACAACAGGAAUAGGAAUGCAUGGGACUAAAUUAAUUUACUGGUAUAUUAGAAGUCAGGUGAAAAUCAGCCAAUUUUCAAUCCAGGUUUUACAUAAUCAUGAGAUUGAUUUGGAGUCCAUAUUUGGUUGGGUUAUUCACAUUAGAGGCAAGGAAUUUUACAAAAUUGUCAGUAAUUGGGAAUGUUGCAAAAGUUUGAUGUUUGCAGUCAAUUUAAAUUGUAGCUUCAGUUGUUAUUAUUUCAAAUCAAUACUUUCUGUUGCAUGAAGUACUUCAAUACAAAUACCUAUUUAGAUUCAAUAUUUUGUGAUCAAUACGGGACCUGAAAUCAACUUGCAGUUGAAUUCAAGUUUCUUGCAAUAUUACCCCCUUAGAUAUGAUUUGUGUUAUGAAUAUCAUAGAUUACAUUCUGAUCUUGUGACUUUAGCAUCAUGGGACACGGGAUGAAGAUCUCCCUACAGUCUUUGUAUGACAUGUAUUUCAUUUAUAUUGUUGAUCUGAACUUGCUCAAAACUAAACACAGUCACAUUUUCUACCAUGAGUUUUCUAGCAAGAAAAGUUUGUGAUAUAAGCAUACUCAGGGAUUCUUCAAUUUUAUCAUGUGAAAAGAUUUGGGCCCCAGGUCAUCCCAAUGAGGCAAGGGUAUAAUUAUUCACUUGCAAUGUUAUGUGCCUAAAAGUUACCGUAUGAGGAAUCUGUGGAAGGGGGUCCCGGGGGAAACAAUGGAUGUUUUCCGUAAUUUUGGCAGGGAAUGUCAAUUUUGGAGGUCCAUAUUCACUAUGUCUGCAAACAGUUGGUCUACUUCUCAAUUAGUCCAAUACCACAUGGGCUAAAGCUAUUCAAUCUAAUUGCCACUUGGUUUGCACUACACUUGGUGUAAUCCUCAUUUUCUCUAAUACUUGACCAGUUGGUCUCAUUUCAAUUUUGUCUUCCAUUUUGUUUUUACUUAUGAAUGAAAAUUUUGUUCACAAGCAGUUAAUCUAACCAUAUAAACUCAGUGGUGAUAGACCGAGUUGAUAUUCAAUGAAAUGGAUGUAGCCUUAUGGUAAAUUUGACAAAAUGGUAUUUGGGCUAAUUUGGAAAUUAUUAGAUGAAGUGGUUGUAGAAGAUCUAGUAUUUCACCUUUUGGGGUGAACCCAGACAUGUACAAAAGACAAAGCAGGUGUACAAGGUAUAAACAUUCCAAUUUCAUUUGUAUAUAUUGCAUUUGGGAAAAAAUCAUUGACUUGAAAAUACAUUGUUGGUGAUGUGCCAUAUUCAGGCCUGGGGCCCAUUUCAUAAAAGGUACUAUUACGGUGUUAACUUUGUCUUCCAGUGGUAACUGCCAUAGAAUUCUCAUUUUGAUUGGCCUUGAUCCUUGUAACCAUGGUGGUUACCACUUUAUGGCAAAGUUAUCAUAAUAGUAACCUUUAUGGAACGGACCAUGGUCGUAUUGUAUGUGAUAUGUUUCAACAGUUUGAAAAACCAAAUCUGUUCAAUUAUAUGGGUUGGUGUUUUUCAACAAAAAGACUAGAAAGUGCCCCCCCCCCAUAAAUCCUGGAUAUGCUACUGGCUGUGGGUCCCUUUUUGCGAAUAUUUAGAAAAAAUGCAGCUGCUUGGAUUCAUAUGUUAGUAGUUUGGAGUGUUUACUCCUGCUUUGGAAAACCCGGGUCCAGUUAACAUUUUGAUAGAGCGGACUACCAAUUAACAAAUCAUUCUACAUUGUAGUGGAAGUGUGUGAUAUUUUUUAAUGAAAAUAAAUAUUUGCAACAAAAUAAUGAUUCGCUUUGUUUUGGA
This is a messenger RNA of Lytechinus variegatus (green sea urchin), 2509 nucleotides long. Its product is annotated as putative 2'-deoxynucleoside 5'-phosphate N-hydrolase 1. The record is from RefSeq and is a predicted model, not a curated record. The coding region runs from base 271 to 705 and encodes 144 amino acids. Gene Ontology annotation, molecular function: 5-hydroxymethyl-dUMP N-hydrolase activity. Lineage: Eukaryota; Metazoa; Echinodermata; Echinoidea; Temnopleuroida; Toxopneustidae. Gene Ontology annotation, biological process: deoxyribonucleoside monophosphate catabolic process. The transcript has 6 exons. Gene Ontology annotation, cellular component: nucleus.